Molecule: messenger RNA, 3629 nt
Organism: Haplochromis burtoni (Burton's mouthbrooder)
Lineage: Eukaryota; Metazoa; Chordata; Actinopteri; Cichliformes; Cichlidae
Exons: 2
Coding region: 53-916 (287 amino acids)
Source: RefSeq, a predicted model, not a curated record
UGCACUGGCUGCAUUAAAGCGUCAACUGUCACUCUUCUCCCAGCUGGAUCCAAUGAAGACAGAAAGUGCAGAUUCAAGGAUGCCAGAGCCCCCUCCACAAGACCCUGGUAUUCCCGAAGGCCUCAAAACAAGCCCCCUAAACACAGAGGCUCUCGGGGAGUUUGCCCAAAACAUGUCAGAGCACAUACUUCGAUCAGUUUUUAGCCAAAAGGAAACAGUAGAACCUGAGGAGUCCAUUUAUAACCAAGAGCAUGAAAUGCUAGCUGAGACGCUAGCAUCCGCAGUGAUUGAGAUCGCUCUGAGUGAAGUGUGUAGAGGAAGAAACUUAAAGGACCACAUGGAGGGUGCUGAAAUAGAGAUGGAGAACAACAAGGGUGAACACCAGUGUUUGGAGGAUAAAUCUAGAAGAGACCAAGAACACCAGACUUCUACCCAGCCUUGCCAUCCACCUCUAUCCCAGUCAGGGCUUCCCGCUGUGGGAUCCCUCGACUACCCCGACGCCCCACCGACCACGCCUCUUCUCCCAGAGCUGGAGAGGAGCAGAAGCAGCUUCGCCCGUAAGCUAAAAGGAGGCCUGGCAAAGGUUUUCCUACCCUCGCCUCCUCCACCAACGCCAAAGGACAAGGAGGACAACGGAGACGCUUUGAUCAGCGACCCUCAUGUGGAACUGAUGGAGCAUCUCAUGCAGUCGCUGUCUACAGAUGAUUUGGGGAGAGGCAGUUUCGAAGUAGCACCUCUGCAUGAACCAACUAUAGAGACUUUUGCACAGGCUCUGUCAUGUGAUAUUACUAAGUGGGUUCUGGCUGCCAAAAAAAGAGAACAGAUGUCACAUGACAGUGAUCUCAACCUACUGGCCCAACAGCUGGCUGAAACCAUUAUCACGUCCUCCAUUGAUGAAGCUAAAGUGCUUAUCUAGGAUUUAAAGUGAUUCAUGGAGUCAGGUAUGAUGAAUAGCCUAUAUAUAUAUGCACACACAAGCUCAGUCCAUGGACUAUAUAUACAUAAAAGGUGGACAUAGCCACCAUAACACAAUCAGUUUAAUUGUCUUUUGUAGCUAUCUUAGUGUUUUUAAGUCAGACACGAAAAGUGAACCACUUAUUGGUUAACAGCUUAUGAGUAACAAGUCAUUAACCAAUUAGCAUUUCCUGGUUUAUCCACCUUUCUGACUCAAAUAAUGAUGACAAAUUUACAAAGGAAUUUCAUACUCUGUACACUAUGAUGUAAAACUAGCAACUGAGCCUCAAAAAGUUACCAGGUAUUCAGUGACAUCAGAGAGUAUGGAAGUACUUCUAUAAUAGCAGAAGGCUUUUUAGAAACCUGAGUAAUCGCCCCCUGUUGGGCAUCAGAAAGAAUGCAGGUAAAAGCAAGAUAGAUAGAUAGACUAUCUCUAGCAUAUACUUCUGUCCUACUCCACAUACUCCUUCGCUACACGAUGACAUGACAAAACAUUCUGUUCUGCAGCACAGGGAGAGAAGAUGCCUGCCACUUUGAGUUCUCUAAGCCACUAAAACACUGUGGAUUGUGGACUAUCUUUAGAGUUGGUCUAUAUAUAUCCUUUCUGUGCAGCUUUUGACUACAAUCCUCAGCAAGUCCAUAGUCCUACCCAUUACCAAGCCAGUACUUCUCUGUUGGUCACUCUGUAGACUUAGAAGCUAAAUCUAUCAUUUAUAUAUAGUCUGUGGGGUCUGUUAUUGUUAUUUCCUCUAAAGUAGGCAAUACACAUUAUCUUACUCCAAGAUUUGGGAAUUUCAUUUGUUACAGGAGUUAAUAUGAUUCAUUUGCAUUUAAUUGUAAUAUUAUAUUAAUGCUAUUUAUUAAUGAUAACAUAUUAUUAUGAGUUCAACUGUGUAUUCGUUUGUGUUUCUUGUUCAGAAAUGAACUUGUCAUUGAGGUUAAGUGGCAUUUCUGCAUCCUGAAAACUGCUGGAUGAUAAGUAACUGUUACAUUUCAUGAUGGAUUAAAGUACACUGGAUCUGACUUUUAUUUAUUUCUUACAAAACAAUACUUGGCUCCAAAAGCAAUAACCACAUUUGUCCUUUGGAUGGCAGCACAGUAAAGAAAUUUCAGCAUGAGCUCAGCAGUGCUGACCUUCUUGGGACAUGACAACGACUGGAAUUAAUUUUGUUUUCCAUUUAGGAAAUCAUUUACUUUUAAAUGGUGGUCACCUGUCAGUAAAAUUGUUUUGUUUUGUCUGAUUUUGCUUCUAUGGUCAGGUCCUGCCAAAAGGGAAAGCCCUGCUAAAUAAUGCAGAGUACAACGACUUGCAGACUGCUAUAUCUGUAACAGAAGAUGAAACUGGACAGCAGAUGUUCUGUAGAUGAACUUGUAUCACACUGGAUUAUAAUCAGACAUAACACUGGCAAAUUGUUUGGUUAGUUUUCUUUGUAAUCACCCUCAAAAUCUUUAUGUAUCCAGCAUGACUCAUUCAGCCCGUACACUGAGCAACGAUACUGGCAUUUUGGACAAAUUUGUGUUCUGGCUCAAAGAAAGCUCGUUUUCAUACUCACUUAGUCCUUGAUGUCAGGUCUUGGAAGAACAAAAAGAAAAAGAAAAAAAAAAAACAGGGCGCCACAGGUCUUAACCAAACACUGAUGCGAUCCUGGAAUCGAAUAAAAACUCUGUUUUCUUUUUAAAUCAGUAACUACUUAAACACAGUUGGAGAUCGACAAAUUUACUGCAAGAAAAUCUUUGCUGAACUUUUAAAGUGCUGUUUUGAAUAAAGAGUCUCAUUGUUCCUCUUAGUCACUGCUGUUUGAGUUCACACACUUUUUUGGUUCAAGAAACUAGGUAAGUGGGACACACAAACAGACUCAGACCCCCUUCCGCCCUCCCUUUUAUUUUGCACAAACACAAAACACGCACACAAAAACCCCACCAUAAAAUAAACAACCCAAACAUGUGCAGAUGAUAUGAAGCAUAUUUCUCUCUUUCCACUAAAAAAACCCCAAUUAGGUCUGUAUGUUAAUACUUACAGACUUGUCUGGAUGAGGUAUAAACAUAUUAACAAAGAGUUCAAGCACAAAUUACUAACAUACAGCAGACAUAAGACUUAGUGCUUUUAUCAUUUUCAGUCAACAGUAGUAAGAAGGCAGUCAGUCGCUUCUGUGACGAUGGAAAUAUUUGAAAACCAGUACGUCCUCAUUCCUGGCAAGUCAUAGUCUGCUCUUAUUUUCAAAUACAAUGCCCUCUCUCAGACAUGCACGAGGUGUCCUUUUUCCAUCAGUGCCAUGUUGUCUCAACAGUGAGAGAGGUCUCCCUCCCAACUUAUACAUUAUUCUACAGAUGUCAUGAUCCUUGUGUUUUGUUGGGUUCUUUUGUUGAUUUUCUGGUAAUAAUGGAGUUUUAGUUAUGGAGUUAUUUAAGAGAAUGGAACACAUUGUCAUUGUACAUGUACAAUGAACUUGUGAGUGCUCCACACCAACUAUGCUAGAAUAAAAUAUAAAUAGUAGACAGCAGGAAUAAAUAGCAAGCAGAAUAAAUAUAUAUGAUGAAGAGGGAUAGAUACAAAACAAGAGAAAUAUAUACAAAGAAAAGAAAAGCCUUGGUCUGAGUGGAGUCUGUGUGUGAGUGGCCUGAGUGAUGAGGGUUACUCAGACUAUGCCUCAGAUGAGUGAGGUGGGUGGGCAGUU